Messenger RNA from Penicillium brasilianum, 1970 nucleotides. NCBI's taxonomy places the organism in Eukaryota, Fungi, Ascomycota, Eurotiomycetes, Eurotiales, Aspergillaceae. The record is from the annotation of a GenBank genome assembly.
AAGCUACCUCUGGGGGGUAAUCUGUUUUCGAAUUCUAACUGUACUGUAUUAUUCCAUAGUCCCCAUAAUUAUUGUGUUCCGAUGAUCCGACAUGCUUGCCCCGCCUACUUUCCGUUUCGGUUCUUUCACUCUCCCUAAAGCCUUCGUACUAGGAUGUCAGUCACUUACAUUGACAGGUGCGCUAGGCUAUAGAGAGCCAAAUAAAAAAUAGCUUUUCCUACUAAUUACCUUGAACCUUCGGGGUGCUUCAUGUCUUUACCGAUUAGCUGAGAGAAUUCACCUAGAGGGGAAAGCAAUAUGAGCCCUUGAUCGAACAAAACGAUAUGAUUUCGGAAAAGAGAAAGCGCUCUGGAUCUUCUCCCAGGGCCGCUUCUCCGGAAAGUCGUGCCUUUCUCUUUGCUUUUGUCACCGAGCAUACCGAAUCCCAGAACAGAAGCCAUGCAAUGCGACAACACUGGAAACGUCGGCGUCAAAGCAAGAAUGAUGCAAAUCUUCACAGUAUCCGACCAGUUCUUUUGUCUAAAUCUACACUAGUCGCUGGCGAUAUCAAUAAUGCCGACUCGAACGACGGUAGUGACUGUCAGCGUCGCUGGGCGCUGGGACAGCAAACAUGCCAGGGGGAUGACUUUAAAACGACAUAUGACCCUAGAUACGAGCCGUUUCGGUAUAUUUUCAACCAUCUAACUAUAUCCAGUCGCAUUCUCUCUUCCGGACUCAAUCCUUUCUGCAACACUCCAAUCCCGUUGACACGUCAGCACCGUAUGCUACUACACCACUGGAUAGUCAGUCAUGCACAAAUGAUAUCCGUGGAGCAAAGCGCUUCUGGAUUUAAUCCCGUCAGGGAUAUCUGGUUCCCAAUGGACCUUUCUAACGCUUCAUCAUUCAAUCUCCUAAUGGCUCACUCAGCUUCUCAGAUGGCUUAUGCUCAUACUAAAGCGAGCCCAUGGAGAACGAAAUACUGCAUCGAUGCUUUAACUUACAAGACAGAAGCAAUAAGUCUCCUUAAUGUGUGGAUGUCAGACUCGCAAAAGGCAAUAAGCGACAACGCUUUUGCGGCUGUUCUCCGACUACUUACAUUUGAAGAGUAUUUUGGAACAGACGAAGAAUGGCACCGUCACCGUCGAGGAUUACAGAAAAUGAUCGAAGUCAGAGGAGGUUUCAACAAACCUAACGACGACUGGCGCCUGUAUCAUCUCAUAUACCUCCAUUCCAUCAUGACUGAACCUUCAUGGUUCAACACAAAUAACAAUAUUUUCGGGUUACGCAGCGAGACCAGCUCUCUAGACGUGCCCAUUGAUCUGCAGAAAAUUCGCUCCUUAUGGCUGGUCUCGUUUAUCUAUGACCUAAAAUUAUUUGUUCAACUUCCGUUCUGGCUCGGUGCUACAAGAAGCCCGAGAUAUCCUUCUCUGUAUGGGGCCCUCUUUUCCCUUAGAAACAGGUCUCUGCCUGAAGACUAUGAUGGGUCCCACAAUACCCACUCCUCAUUUGACUAUGAGAGAAUGAGCUGUCUGUUAUCAAUUGGUGUGAUAGUACAUGACUCGGAUAGUUGGUCGGCUUUCACGUCUACAAGUAUGCCUAUCGAGCUUGCCAUGGCCACUUUUGAUGCAACUCUUGAGAGUUCUCGAGGUGAUUGGGAGAAUUCCAUACAAGCUCUCCGCUCAGCUUUGGAUGAUCAUUUUAUGAAGCAUUACCCAAAUGGUGCGCAAAAGCGGAAUUUUGCUCGUCAAUUGGCUAGGACUGUCCAAGGUUUGGGUGCUGAAGCUACCAGACUGGUUCAAAAUACUCUCCUUUGCAUGCUCCUUCGUGCUGACGAAUAUUGAUAGUGGUUAUCUUGUUUCAUUUAGCCUGUUCAGCCUUUCGAGAUGUGGUGAAGGAGCAACUCUAUAUCAUAUCACAUAUGAAAACAAGCUUUGCAUAAUCAAGCCGUGGAGUCAUUUUGCCUAGACGAUUAGUAGUCAAAGAGGAAGGAG